GUGCCAACCCCAACCGCGCUGAAUUUAAAAUUAUUUAAAACAAAUGUCACUUCUCUCGAAAUUUCGUCAAUGGCCUCAGCGGACGCGACCAAACACCGUUCAUCCCAUCCAGACAAGAACAGGAGAAACGCUCCCGUUUCAGAGAGGUUUCAACUGACUGAAAGGUUAACAACAUAGGUCUCUUACAUACGAGACGCUCACACUAAUGAAUGGGAUCUUCAGAUUCGGCGGAGCGUUCCACCUAUGAACCUGCACAAUGUCAAAAUUCGGGCGUCUCAGAGCCAGUUUCCACACUGCCUGUCCGUUCUUGUCCUAAAAAUGGCUUCGUGACCUGGCCUUCGGCUACUUGGUACGAACUCUCCGUGGUUCCCGGAAUCUCGUUCUGCUCGUCUUGUUGCGAAAAGCACAUCGCGGCAACUCGGUUCAGCCAGGCAUUUAGGGAAAUUUCUCCUCUUCCGCCCCAUCCAAUGAACUGUGGUUACUGGGCACCACGCGUGCGACUUCUCUUCGAAGGAGCCCUUAAGUCUGGAGAUUUGUCCCCACUUGUUGCAUAUCUCGAAAUGAGGACUUCAAUACCAAAUUGUGUGGGAUACAACGGGUACAUUCCAGGACCCGAACCACGCACGGAAUGGUUCACUCUCAAAGCAAAUAUCAAUAAUCCCAAUAAUCCCUUGUCUAACUUUAUCGUUUGUCGUGCGUGCUAUGACGAUGUCGUGAUGGCGACUCCUCAUCAUAUCCAUUUUCGAAAGCAUUGGCGCACACAGUUACACCACCAGAUGUGGGUCUGUGACUUGGAUGAUGGAUGGGUGCGGUUUGUACUCGAUCCGUUUGCUCCCAGCAACCGGGAUCUUGGGUGGGAUGGAGUUGUGACCAAGCUGUCCAGCCAAUUUGAGAAGGAUUGCUACCAAACGAGUGGCAAUCGCUCCGGGUUCGGGUUGUGGUGGAAACUUCGGGAUGACUUAGAUGACAAUUCACUUGCUAUUUGUGAUCCUUGCUACGCGUCGUAUAUCGCCCCCUCCGACCGUGUAGCAGAUUUCAAAUUCUUGUCGUUGUUGGCGCUGUCCUCGGACCAGGGCCGGCCCUUUCUCUCAUGUGCGAUAAGUGACUUUCGCCUUCAAACGGCAUGGAAUAUGGUUACAUCCUCAGGUCUUCCUACAAGUGCGUGGUGCAAUGCGGCUCGCAUGAUCCUCCACUGCAACCCCUGCACUUCCGAGGGCAGAUUUGGUGGGAAAUGGUAUCGAAUUACCUUAUCUCCAAGUCUCUGUAACAUUUGCCCAGGUUGUUACUACGCAACAUUCGGCCUUAUCGGAUUUGGGUCUCACUUUUCACUGUAUUGUGACACCGGGAACCCGAACAUUGAAGCAGAUCUGCACAAGAGAGUCUGCGAUCUGAAUCCUAGCCAACCACGCUUUGCCCAGCUUUACGAAAAGAUCGAAGAAGCUUGCGCAAUCCGUAAUUUUGAUGUUUUUCUUCGGUAUACCCAAGAAAGGGUAAACUUGCGUCCUUGCCCACGUGCGCUGGCUGCAGACGAUAGCGAAAGCAGGAUAUGGUACGGGAACGGAGACAGUUUCAUUUCUUGCGAGGAGUGUUAUUUCGACGCCAUUCGUACCAGCCCCUUGGCCCAACAUGUGCUGCGGUGCGACCCGCGAGGUUCUCUUCAAAAUGGGUUUUGCAUGUUAUGGUCAGAUCAGAUGAGGAUUCAAUGGGCGAAUGCAUGUCGACGUGGGGAUCUAACGGAGUUCCUGGAGCUAUGUAAAGGUCGAGCUUUGGUCUUUCAGGAAACAGUGGUCAGGGCAUUCCAUAUUGAAGAACGGGAGCGAGAAGUCCGUGGUUCCCGCGGAGACAAACAUGAUGACCAGUUUGGAGAAACAAACAAAGAAAUCAUAGACGGACUGCACCGACAGUGGGAAGGUUGGGAAUGACAACAUCCCGAACGUUUCGUACAUAUUCUCACCUUGAGCAUGUGCGUACAGUGCAAACAAUGCGUACGGCAAGGAUGAUUUUGCGCAAUAUAUUAUACGUUUAUGCCCUCGCGCGAUUGCAGGCAGUACGUUACU
Messenger RNA from Cantharellus anzutake, 2057 nucleotides. RefSeq lists its product as uncharacterized. The coding region runs from base 210 to 1922 and encodes 570 amino acids. Lineage: Eukaryota; Fungi; Basidiomycota; Agaricomycetes; Cantharellales; Hydnaceae. The record is from RefSeq and is a predicted model, not a curated record. The transcript has 3 exons.